Messenger RNA from Choloepus didactylus (southern two-toed sloth), 7207 nucleotides. It is a transcript of the gene CRB2, whose product is annotated as crumbs cell polarity complex component 2. The record is from RefSeq and is a predicted model, not a curated record. Gene Ontology annotation, cellular component: protein-containing complex; plasma membrane. The transcript has 13 exons. Gene Ontology annotation, biological process: heterophilic cell-cell adhesion; establishment or maintenance of epithelial cell apical/basal polarity. NCBI's taxonomy places the organism in Eukaryota, Metazoa, Chordata, Mammalia, Pilosa, Megalonychidae. Bases 44 to 3913 code for a protein of 1289 amino acids. Gene Ontology annotation, molecular function: calcium ion binding.
CAGGCCGCCCGUUCCCACAGCCGCCGAGCAGAGCGCCGCUGCCAUGGCGCUGGCGAGGCCUCGGACCAGGGACCCCAGGCCCCCGGCCGCCCUCCUGCUGCUGCUGCUGCUGCUGCUGCCCUGGGCCCCCGCCCUUGCCCUCCUGGCGGGAACGCUGCCUUCAGAGCCCCCGAGUGCCUGUGCCUCUAGCCCGUGUCCUCCAGGGACAGCAUGCCAAGCUACAGAGAGUGGUGGCUACAUCUGUGGGCCCACAGAAUCCCGGGGCUGUGCCACCCAGCCAUGCCACCACGGUGCUCUGUGUGUGCCCCAGGGUCCAGAUCCCAAUGGCUUCCGCUGCUACUGUGUGCCUGGCUUCCAGGGCCCACGCUGUGAGCUGGACAUCGAUGAGUGUGCAUCCCGGCCCUGCUACCACGGGGCCACCUGCCGCAACCUGGCUGAUCACUACGAGUGCCACUGCCCCCUCGGCUACACAGGCGUGACCUGCGAGGUCGAGGUGGACGAGUGCGCCUCGGCGCCCUGCCUGCACGGGGGCUCGUGCCUGGACGGCGUGGGCUCCUACCGCUGCGUGUGCGCGCCGGGCUACGGAGGCGCCAGCUGCCAGCUGGACCUCGACGAGUGCCAGAGCCAGCCGUGCGAGCACGGGGGAGUGUGCCAAGAUCUGGUCAACGGGUUCCGGUGCGACUGCGCAGACACGGGCUACGAGGGCGCUCGCUGCGAGCAGGAGGUGCUGGAGUGCGCCUCCGCGCCCUGCGCGCACAACGCGUCCUGCCUAGAGGGCCUCGGGAGCUUCCGCUGCCUCUGCUGGCCAGGCUACACCGGCGAGUGGUGCGAGGUGGACGAGGACGAGUGUGCAGCGGCGCCCUGUCAGCACGGCGGCCAGUGCCUGCAGCGCUCCGACCCGGCGCUCUACGGGGGCGACCAGGCCGCUUUCCCCGGCGCUUUCAGCUUCCGCGAUGCUGCCGGCUUCCUGUGCCGCUGUCCGCCGGGCUUUGAGGGGGACGACUGUGGUAUAGACGUGGAUGAGUGUGCCUCCCGGCCAUGUCUCAACGGAGGACGCUGCCAGGACCUGCCCCAUGGCUUCCACUGCCAGUGCCCGGAUGGCUACACAGGCUUGACGUGUCAGGAGGACGUGGAUGAAUGCCUGUUGGAGCCCUGCCUCCAUGGUGGGACCUGUGAUGACACGGUGGCAGGCUACAUCUGCCAGUGCCCAGAGGCCUGGGGUGGGCAUGAUUGCUCUGUGCAGCUUACCGGCUGCCAGGGCCACAGCUGCCCACUGGCUGCAACCUGCAUACCCAUCUUUGAAUCUGGGGUCCACAGUUAUGCCUGCCGCUGUCCACCUGGUACACAUGGACCGUUCUGUGGCCAGAAUACCACCUUCUCCGUGGUGGUAGGGAGCCCUGUGUGGGCAUCGGUGCCAGCUGGUGGCCCCCUGGGUCUGGCGCUGUGGUUUCGCACCACGCUGCCUGCUGGGGCCUUGGCCACUCGCACUGACACGCAGGAUCGCUUGGAGCUGUCAUUGGCAGGGACUGUGCUUCAGUCCACACUCUGGAGCCAUGGCUCUACCGUGCUCACCCUGAGGCUGCCGGGCCUGGCUCUAAAUGAUGGCCGCUGGCACCGGGUGGAGGUGGCGCUCCACCUAGGGACCCUGGAACUGCGGCUGUGGCACGAGGGCUGCCCUGCCCAGCUCUGUGUGGCCUCUGGUCCUGUGCUCCCAGCUCCCACGGCUUCCACGUCCGCACUGCCUUCUGGGGUCUGCUCCGUCCAGCUGGGUGGCACAGCCUUUUCGGGCUGCCUUCAGGAUGUGCACGUGGAUGGGCACCUGCUGCUGCCUGGGGAUCUUGGCCAGAAUGUCCUCCCAGGCUGUGAGCACCAUGAGCAUUGCCAGCCUCUGCCUUGUGCCCAUGGAGGGGUCUGCUUCGACCUAUGGACUCACUUCCGUUGCGACUGCCCCCGGCCCUAUAGUGGCCCCACGUGCAGUGAUGAGGUACCUGCUGCCACCUUUGGUCUGGGGGGCACCCUGAGCUCUGCCUCCUUCUUGCUCCACGAGCUGCCAGGCCCCAACCUCACCGUGUCUUUCCUUCUCCGCACGCGGGAGCCCUCUGGCCUGCUGCUCCAGCUUGCCAACACCUCGGCAUCUGGCCUGACAGUAUUCCUGAGUGAGGGCCAGAUCUGGGCUGAGGUGCUGGGCAGUCCUACUCUGGUGCUCCCUGGGCGCUGGGAUGAUGGGCUCCGCCACCUGGUGACGCUUAGCUUCGGGCCUGACCAGCUUCAGGGCCUGGGGCAGCAGGUGCAUGUGGGUGGGCGGCUCCUCCCUGCCGAGGCCCAGCCCUGGGGUGGGUCCUUCCGUGGCUGCCUCCAGGACCUGCGACUCAACAGCCUCCACCUCCCUUUCUUCCCCUUACCACCGGGGAACUCGAGUGAGCCUAGCAAGCUGGGUGGCAGGCAGACCUGGAAUCUCACCAUGGGCUGUGUCUCUGAAGACAUGUGCAGUCCCGACCCCUGUCUCAACGGUGGGACAUGUCUUGUCACCUGGAAUGACUUCCACUGCACCUGCCCUGCCAACUUCACAGGGUCCACGUGUGCCCAGCAACUGUGGUGCUCCAGCCAGCCCUGCCUCCCUCCUGCCACCUGUGAGGAGGUCCCUGAUGGCUUCAUCUGUGUGGCCCAGGCCACGUUCCGCGAGGGCCCCCCAGCCGAGUUCAGCGGUCGCAACGUGUCGGCGGCUCGCAAGCUUGGGGACCUCUCUCUUGCCUUCCGUACGCGCGACGCGGAGGCCGGGCUUCUGCGCGCCGCGGCGGGCGCUCAUGCCACGGUCUGGCUGGCAGUGCGGAACGGCUCGCUGGAGGCGGGGGUGCGCAGCGGCCGCGGCCUUCCUGGCGCCGUGCUGCCCGCACCCGGGCCACGCGUGGCGGACGGCUCCUGGCACCGCGUGAGCCUGGCCAUGGAGCGCCCGGCGGACGCCGCGUCUCGCUGGCUGCUGCGGCUGGACGGCGCGGCGACGCCCUUGGCGCUGCGCGGCCUGGCGGGCGACCUGGGCUUCUUGCGCGGCCCGGGUGCCGCGCGCGUCCUGCUGGCCGAGAACUUCACGGGCUGCCUGGGCCGCGUGGCUCUCGGUGUCCUCCCGCUGCCCCUGGCGAGCCCGCGGCCAGGCGCGGUGUCUGGUUCCGGAGAGCGCUUCGCAGCUUGGCCGGGAGCGCCAGCUCCGAGCCUUGGCUGCCGCGGCGCGCCCGUGUGUGUCCCCACGCCCUGCCUGCAUGGCGGUUCCUGCCGCGACCUGUUCGACGCCUUCUCCUGCGCCUGCGGCCCGGACUGGGAGGGCCCACACUGCGAGGCCCGCGCCGACCCGUGUCGUUCAGCGCCCUGCUCCCGCGGCCGCUGCUAUGCUCGCUCUGACGGCAGCUUUGAGUGCCGCUGUCCACCCGGCUUCGUGGGUCCGCGCUGCAGGUUACCUGUCCUGCUGGAGGAGUGUGGCCAGAACUUCACCUGCCUCAACGGAGGCCGAUGUGAGGUUGGGCCCUGGGGCGCCAACUGCAGCUGCCAGGGGGGCUUUGUAGGCCGAAGGUGUCAGAUCCCUACCUUCCCCUGUGAGGCCAACCCCUGCUUGAACGGGGGAACCUGCCGGGCAGCUGGUGGGGCCUAUGAGUGUAUCUGCAGCACCAGCUUCUCCGGCCAGUUCUGUGAAGUGGUGAAGGGCCUGCCCCUGCCGCUGCCGUUCCCACUGCUGGAGGUGGCGGUGCCAGCAGCUUGUGCCUGCCUCCUCCUCCUCCUCCUGGGCCUCCUCUCAGGGGUCCUGGCAGCCAGAAAGCGCCGCCAGUCCGAAGGAACCUAUAGCCCGAGCCAGCAGGAGGUGGCUGGGGCCCGUCUGGAGAUGGACAGUGUUCUCAAGGUGCCACCUGAGGAGAGACUCAUCUAGGCUUGGCCUGGCUGCUGGCUCCAGCACCUGAGGGGUCCUCAACUGGCAAUUUCUACCUGGAGACCCAAGGAAGCCAUUUCCAGGAAACUGCAAGGAAGUGGCUCAUCAACUGUAGGCCUUGGAGAGCUGCUGUAGGGCCCAGGAUGCCCACUGAAGAAGUGUCCCCUUUGCUGGUGCUUCUGCCUCACCAUGGACUGAGGAAAAGGGGGAGCAACUCAGGGAAGCAGUGAGGGGCCUGGGAGGUUGUGGACAUCUCCAUCUGGCCUGCUGGGUUUUGCCCCAGUAUGCCCUGGAGGGACACCUGUGGGCCUGCAUACGGUGUUUUCAGAAGUGUGUGUGAGCACCCACCUGGGAUGGGCGUGUCUGCAGAUGUGUUGGCCCGCAGAUACCAGUAGGAGUGCCCUGGACAGGGCUUGUGGGUAUGCUCCAUCUUUCAUAGGGUGUGUGUGUGACUGUGUAGUGGGCAUAGGCAAUCCCAUGGAGGAGGACACCUUGGGGACAACCUCACAACCCUGGGUUAUGGGAACUGGUGAUCCAAGGCUGCACAUUCUCAGGAGGCUGGGCCAGGGCUUGCCCAAGGAUGAAGGCUCCAGCUUACCACCUCCAGAUACUGCCCCUGCCCUGGAGGCAGCUGGGAAAUCGGGGGGAGCUCAUUUGCUUGAGGCCUUAUGGGCUCCUGAUUCCCAGAACAGAUGCUCCUUCAAGCAGAGCUGUCUUGCACCCUGUGCCAGAGCCAGCCGUGCACGGGAACCUCAGACCACCAAUGGCCAACGUCUGUCCAGGGCAGCCCUGCAGGAGCAGGAAACGUGCCACCUGGAGCUUGCCCACCUUGCUGCUGGGAGUGGUCUUGGUUCUGUGCUGCUUCCCUCUUCCGUUUCUGGCUGGGGAAAGCACCCCCUGCCACCCUCACAGGGCUGCUGUGAGGAUCAGAGGAUGACAAAGGGGACAGAACUCUGGUCCGAUGUGAAGGAUUGGGUUGUCCUUUUAGGUCUGGAAGUGUCAACACCCCUGGGUGGAGCUGAGGGAAUUCAGGUGGGUAAAAGGCCUCUCUCGGGGUGGCAAGAAAGCAGAGGGGAAUGAGGAUGAGUGGGUGACCCUUUUGGCUCAGGGAGGAGACAGUAUGCCCCCAAAACAUUCCCCAACCACCUCUGGUUGUCCCCAGCUCCCUGUGCUCCCGUGGCUGCCUGGUGAGGCCACUCCUCCACCUGCAGAGCGGUGGCCUCUGAAGAUGGCUGUUGGGAGGAUGUGGGGGAAGUGCCCAUAUUGUUUGCUGAGCACAGGUGCUUGGCAGACAUUGGUGGUGCUGCUGUGUCAGGGCUCUUUCUGCCCUUAAUUUCUAGGCUGUAGACACAGGAGGAAGAACUUGCUGCUUUGCUUCUAGUCCUUUCCCCGGUCAUGCGCAUCAACACGGUGAUCUCCAGCCCCAGCAGGCUACCCCGAUGAGGGCCUGGCUCCUCUGAGCAGUGUUUGAGCUUCACGCGUCUCUUUAGUCCUGACCUGGAGUCAUGCACUUUCAUCCUUCCUGCUUCUCAGGCCAGGAGACUCUAUGACACUGGUGUUGACUUUACUCAGCUCCCCUCAGGGUUUAGGGCAGCCCCCAGAAGGCUCACGAAUCAAAUCCGAAGAGGAGCUAUGUGGAGAUUUGGGGGGGAAGGGGUGGAUUUAGGAGGUUGUGGGGGUCACAGAGGCUGGGACAGGAAGGGCCCUGGUCCUUAUGCUGUAGGAGGUGGGGCCAUCUCUCCCCCAGCUUUCUCCAUGACCCCCGGGAAAGUAGGGGAGGAAGCAUCUGCUACCAACAACUUGGCCACAGCUGGUUCAUUGGUUUGCUUUACUUAAGUCAAGUAUUUGGCAAACCUGUGUUAGUUGCAGACUCCUUCAAGGAAAGAUAUUUUAUAUGGAACCCCAACAUAUAAAGUCCAGUCCAUUUUGGAGGGCCUCACAUCCUCCUCCCCUCUGUUCCCCCUAACGGUUCAUUUUCAAAGGGCAGCCCAGGUAGGGCAGAACAGGGUCCAGGGUGGCUGGGGUUGGGGGUGACUAGGUGUGUUUAACACCCACCACCCACCUUGGGUGCUUGGUCCAGAUCUUCCUUCCUAAUACAAACAUCCAACAGAGGUUCUGAUUCCGAGGCUCUGCUUUUGCCAAUUAAGAGAACUGCGGGGAUGAACUUCCAGGCUUCUCGUUGAACUUGUUCUCUCCUGGAACCUGGGUGCCCUCAACACCGUCUUGGCCUGCAGUCUUGCUUCGUGGACCUGGCAGGCCUGUGCAUGCCUGUGACCAGACUGAUGCUCCUAACAGCUGCCCACCUGACAAGCUCCCCCCCACCAUGUCUGGCUUGCAAGGGGAAAGGGGACGAGUUGAGCUCAGAACCCUGACUGGGUCAGGCUUUGGAGUUGGCCAGGGUUCAAAUCUAACUGCUUUUGAGCUCAGCCUCCACCUCUACAGAACUGGGGUGAUAAAGAUGGCCGAGGCCAGCCAUUGAGGCUUGCCAAACGGGGCCUCCUCUCUUUCUACUCUCUUUCUAGAACUUCCUCAUUGACACGGGCCUACCACCAGCCUUCUUCCCAAGAAGAUUUUAUUAAACACACACUCAAAAUUCAUUCUUGGGUUUGCAAAUUCAAUCCAGCAAGUGGAGAGAACAGUGCUCGUGUGAAUGAGUGCUCAUCACCAUGCUCCCAGCACGGCCGGGGAGACCGUGGGGUGGACUUCACUUGCCUGGCGCCCUCCAGCAUCUCUCAUCUCAGCCUCUGGUCCACUAGAGGCCCCUGAUGGAACCAGAAUCGGUGCUGAAGCUCCUGAAGGCCUGGGAGGGUCCCACGUGACCCAGGCAUGACAUCGCUCCCCAUUGCAGCCAGAGGAUAUUCCAAGAAGACCAAGAAAGAAAGCCUGCCCUUGGGGUGGCUCCUAGAGGUCACGAGCUGUGUGCCAGCCUGGCAGCUCCUCAAACCCGUUAGAGCAGAACCUCGGGGCCAGCCCUUUAGUUCUCAAACGCUCACACAAAGCAGCAGCGGCCUCCAGCCUCUCAGACACUGAUGGUGCUCCCCAGGGUUACGGGGCCUCCAGAGACCCCCGUGGCCCAGUCAGACACCCCUGGGUAGACUGUGUCUGACCAUUCACAAUAGGAAAUGAGAAUCAGGUCAAAAUGCUAACAAUUUCCUGCAUGUUUCAGAUGGUUGUUUUCUUAAAUAGACCAUAUUUUAACUUGGUUUAUGGAAAUCAGUCAAUUUCAAGAUACAUCAAUUCAGCAAGGUAAAAAAAGAAAGAUAAAAGAAACAAUAACAAAACAUUUCAAUUUAA